Molecule: messenger RNA, 4589 nt
Organism: Schistosoma intercalatum
Lineage: Eukaryota; Metazoa; Platyhelminthes; Trematoda; Strigeidida; Schistosomatidae
Source: the annotation of a GenBank genome assembly
AUUAAAAUUUACGCGUGACUGUAUCCUUCUCAUAUAAUAAAUAUUAAGUGAUUAAAUCAGGAAUAAGUAAAAUUAUUUGAAAGCUUUCUAAUCUGUGAAGACAAUACACAUAUAAUAAAAACCAUCAGAUUCAAAAAUGAUUUCAACACCAUCGUCUACAAUUAAUCCAAAUAAUGAGGACAAGUUGAAAUUAUUAAAUGCUUGUCGUCAAGGUGAUUUAGACUAUUUAGGUAAAUUUAUUGUUGAUGGAGGAAAUCUCCGAAAUGUAAUCGAUAAUCAAACUGGACAAACUACAUUACACUAUUGUGUUAAAUUUGGAGAAGAGAAAAUCGCUAAUGAAAAAGAUGAUAAAAAGCCGAAUGGAAAUGACAUUCAGAUAUUUCAACGACAAUUGAAUAGAUUAAAAUGUACACGAGUCAUAAUUAAAUCAAAUCCGGAAUUUUUAACUUACUACGAUCAUAAUGGAUUUACUCCGAUACAUUUAGCAGUUAUUCAUGGUGAUAUAGAUUUUUUAAAAGUAUUAAAUGAAUUUAAUAAUGUAGAUAUGAAAGUUAAGACAAAAGCAAGAUCAAUAAUGUCAUCUUCAUCAUCAACAAGUCAUAGUGAUUCAAGUGAAAUAAAUAAUACUGGUCGGACAAUUAUACAUCUAUGUGUUAUUUACUCACAAUUAGAUGUUUUAAAUUAUCUUUUAACUAACAGUAAUAAUCAUAAUUCUAUAAAAGAAAUUGUAAAUGAAUAUGAUGAUCAAGGUGCUACAGCUUUACAUUAUUCUGUUCAGGUGAAUGCUGAACAAAUCGAUGAACUGUUUGAAUUAUUAAUCAAUAUCGGUGGAGCAAAUUUAAAUGCACCGGAUACACAUGGUCGUACACCAAUUAUAUGGGCAGCUACAGUUGGUUCUGCGCAUGCUGUAGAAAUAUUACUUAAAUUAGGUGCUAAUUUAAGUCAUAAAGAUUCACAUGGUUUGACUGCAUUACACUGUGCUGCAUCUAGAGGUAAUUUACAAACAGUUCAAACUAUCUUGAAUUGGAUAACAAUUGCAAACAAAGAUGAUGAGAGUAAAAUUGCCCUGCUUCGUGAUGUAAAUGAUAAUGAUGGAUGUAGUCCAUUGUUUUAUUCUGUUGCAACUGGUCAUAUUCAUGUGACUGAAUGCUUUAUUAAAGCUGGAGCCGAUGUUAUGCAUACAGAUUUUAAAGGUCGUACUGUGUGUCAUUGCUUAGCUAGAUUAAAUUCAUUGUCCAAUGGGAUUAAAUUUGACAGUCUUAUCAAAACUCAAUUGACCUGUUUAGUUGAGGCUGGUUUAAAUCCAUGGCUUGCAAAUAAAACUGGUUUAACAGCUUUACAUGAAGCAUGUUUACUAAGAAAUGUAUCUUUUAUUAAACAGUUAGCUAAUUUACCAGGUUUUAAUACGGUUGUAAAUGCAACGGAAUCUCAAGGUCAUAGCCCAUUGCACUUAGUUGUAGCAGCUUCAUGGAGUACUGAACCAUCUGGUAUUAGAUUGUGUCAUUAUCUGUUAGAACAUGAAGCCGAUGUGAAUGCUGUCACUCGUCUACCGAAUGAUGAAUAUGUUACCCCAUUAAAUCUGGCUUACUUAAAUGAAACUAAUGAUGAAACAUCGAAAAAUUUACUCAUUAAUCUAAUAAAACAAUAUGGUGGUCGGACAUAUCAGGAACUAUCAAAUGAAGGAAAAGUUAGCAUUGAUAAGUUUCAAAGUAGCGGUAAUGAUAAUACCAAAAUCGAUAUUCGCACUAAUGAUAACCAUAAUGAUGUUAAUCAAGAGAAAAUGUCAGCAUCUGGUGUUUUCAAUCCAGAAAAUGAAUUAAAGCCAAUAGGUAAAACAGACAUUUCAAGUUCCAUGGUUGUUGAAACAAUAGUGGGAGAAAAACCACAGAUGAUUGAUUCAUCCACUGAACCAAUAAGCGAAUUUAUCGUGUCCCUAACAUUGAAGGAUUCAAGUGUACAAACAUGUCUGGAUAGGAGAAGGCGAAAAAAACUGUCAACACAAUCUUCACCCUUAUUGUCUUCUGAAGAACCAAUGCAUGAAACUAUUAGCACAGCACAUAAUCGACAUGUAACGGAUAAAUCCUUGAGUGAAUCACUUAGCGUCACCUCAACUGAAAGCUCUUCAUCCAUUACUUUAAAGAAUGGAAGUGGAAGAAACAGCUCAAGUAAUCAUGAUAGUGGACAAAAUACAAAUACUUCAAUACAGCUCAUAGUCCGAGUACCAACUCCAUCAGAUUUAAAAUUACGAAAUGAUAAGUCUAGUGAAAGUAGGACUAUGGGAACUGAAAAGAAAAAUGUUCCAAUCACUUUGAUCUCAACAGUUAAAAAUAAUAUUAAUGUACAAAAUGACAAUUGCCAUCACUUUACGUCAUCUGGGGUAGAUGAUAAAACUCCGAAAAAUUCUAAACAUUUACCAUAUUCACAAAUCUACUUAGAAAAAGAACUACCUUUAGCAUUGAAACGAUAUUUGGAAAAAGAGAAUUUUAAUUAUUCACCCUUAACAGGACGUUCUCGUUUGCCCAAACCAAGUAUAUCACCCUAUCUACAACCAGUUGUACCCGGUCUACCUUUAUAUGAAGAAAAUGUUGCAAUGUCUAGAAAGAACAAUCAUAAUAAACGUAUUUCCAGAAAACAGGCUCAGUCAGCCGGUGUAUAUAACAAUAAUCUAUCCUAUUCAAAUAAUCAACAGAACAAAUCGAUCUCUAAAAUGAAUACUAAGGUAAUUCAUCGCAAGCGGUUGAGUUCGUCGGCAUCCGCAUCAAAUUCUUCUACUAUGGAUGUUUCUAUUCCUGGAAGUUAUCAUACAAAUAAAAUAAUGCAAAAAAAUAUAAAAUAUCCACAAGCGCGUUCACAAUCAUCAAGAAAUUUACAUGUACCCUCAAACGACAAUCAUGAAGUACAACAAAGUGUAGCAGAUUAUGAGUUUUAUCGGUUCCUUAACCAGUUAUUAAAACAAAAUUGUCCAACAACACAAAAAAAGAAAAGAGCCACAAUACCAACAACAAAAACAAUGAGUUCUAAGAAUAAACAAUCAGUUGAUGCAUAUGAUGAUCGACAUUCGGCUAUGGGAGGUGAACUAACACCUAUUAAUAACCAUAGAAGUGAACCAAAUUUAGACACUGAAACACAAGCUUUUAAUAGCAAGAAAUCAACUAGUAAACAGUUAAACAUAUAAUGAAACAGUAGACAGUAUGAUAAAAAUUAACACCGACAGUUAACCUUGACAACAUAAAAUUCCGUCAUUUAAUUAAUAAAGAAUAGAAAGUCAAGUUCGUUAUGGAAAAACAAUAUGUUUCAUAACUGAGAUAUUACAUUACACUCGAACAGAUGGAUAGAUGAUUAGAUAUUGUGUUACAUGAAUGUUAUCAUUAUAUAUCUAUGUAAAACUACCUUUCUUAAUUUCAGCAAUUCAUUCUUGAAUAAUGAAAUUCCUUGUACCUUUUUUGUUGUUGUUUGGAACUAACUCAUAUGAAUGACGUAAAACAUUUCGAAAUACUUAUAUCGAUUACUUUUUUUACUUUUCUAAGUGUUUACAUUUGGAAGUUGUAUACAAAAUUCAAUUUUAAUUGGACCAUUAUUACUAUUAUCAUUAUUUAUUGAGAAACUUGAAUUGGUUCUACAGUUCUAUUUUCAAAUUAGAAAACCAAAAAGUGGACAGGUUCGAGCCGAUUACAUCGUUUCAAAUUAUAGUGUGUGAAUUCAAGAUUGUUUGUAAAAUAUCAUAAAAUUGUUAAUGUUGAAACGAUUAAUAUGCACCGGUAACUUGAAUAGGUUGAUACGUUAAAUGAAAUUGUAUGAUUAAUAAUGAGCAUCAAAUAUAGAUGAAAUAAAGUGAGAAAGACAAUGAUGCAAAUGCAAAUUGAAUUAAAUAUUCAGUCAUGAGUUACGCAAUAAAUGGAAUAAUAUGAAUGGGGUAAGAAUUAGUAAUUAGUUGACAAUCACUUUGUUGAUAUGGUAACACAAUUUAAUUAAUGCCCUGACUUUUUUAUAACUUCAUUUUAUUCAUUAACGUAAUGACAUUAUUUACCUGAGAGAUUAACCUGAUAAUAUACCUUAUGCAUCAACUUGAACGCAUCGAGCAGAUAUAGACGCCCCCAAAUUGAUGAAUAAAACAUAAUGCGUCACAUCAAAUGCACCAGUGAAAUGGUUUAGUUGAGGCUUGACGGAUCCGAACUCUGAUCCCGUUAGGUUCCGCAUCAAUGAACUAUUUUGACAAGCCAAAGAACUGCAUCCAUUGUUAUCCUCACGUUUCCAUGAACUACAGUCAAGUUUCCAUCUCUCCUUGGAAAUUAAAAAUCCUAGACAACUGAAUUUCGAUGAAGCUCUGAAUAAAAUGGCAUUAUUAAGUUUUUAUAAUCACCUUCUUCUGUGAGGACGAUUGCGAUUUCUCCUUACAGGUUUCCAACCACUUCUUUAGCAAACAAACUUCAAAUAUGGUUUCUGAUUCUAAUGAAACUAUGAAUGACGAAUAAAAAAACAGAGAAACGUUGACCACUCGAAUUCUCUGACUGUAUGCUUUCGUGCUUCCAGGGACGGAAACUUUGCUAGAAACAAUAUGCUUAGAAAAAUACUUACCUAUGACUGUGAUC